Molecule: messenger RNA, 972 nt
Organism: Tremella mesenterica DSM 1558
Lineage: Eukaryota; Fungi; Basidiomycota; Tremellomycetes; Tremellales; Tremellaceae
Exons: 6
Coding region: 1-972 (323 amino acids)
Biological process (GO): translation
Cellular component (GO): ribosome; mitochondrial large ribosomal subunit
Molecular function (GO): structural constituent of ribosome
Source: RefSeq, a predicted model, not a curated record
AUGAAACACGGUAUAAAACUUCGUAAACUUCAAAGAACACCUUCUCACCGAUGGGCUCUUCUCAGAAAUCUAGUGACGGCUUUAUUACACCAUGAAAGUAUCAAAACUACACUUCCUAAAGCUAAAGAAACUGCGAGACUUGCUGAAAAGAUCAUAACACUAGGAAAGAAAAGUAGUGAUCCUGCUCGAAGAGCCGCACAAGGUUUUCUCUUCCCUAACCACACCUAUUCCCCAUCCGCCGUCAUCGAACCCGUCCCUCCCCCUCGUCCCCUCGGCUACUCAUCCCCUUCCACCAAAACUCCAUCAAUCUCAACAUCUCAAGGGAAUUCUGAUGCACCAAUCGACCCAGAAGCUUCCCUCGAUCCCCCUCCUUCACCCCACGCAAUCCUCUCCAAAGUAUUCACCAAUCUAGCCACCCGGUAUGCGACUCGUCCAGGAGGUUAUACUCGUAUACAUAAAUUCGGUAGGAGACAAGGUGAUAACGCCCCUCAUGCGAUAUUGGAAUUAGUAGAUGGACCGAGGGAUUUGAAAUUUGAAUUGACCGCAAGGGCAGUAGGUAGGGAAAUGGCACAGGCUUCUCCUUCUGUAACUCAUGAGCAAUAUGAUAUGAUCGGUAAAGAAGAUUUGAGGGAAAGGACGAGGAUGAAUAGGGAAAAGGUUUUGAAGUUUAGGGAUCAAGAAGGACAGAAGAAUUUUGAGGCUAGGGCUUUACAAUGGGCUGCACAAAUUGAAGCUGAGGAAACAGCUCAUAAUGGUCAUAAACGGAAUACUACAUCAGGGCUCGCGUACGAUGUUGCUUCCAGAACCAAGAACCCCUACGUCGGCCGAUCGUACCGCGCAGGAGAAAAGAUGGCAGGCAUGCCAGUACAUCAUACCGGUUUAGGACUUGCCAGAGGUGAUUUGACUAGACGGUUGAGAGAAGGACGUGAACCUAGGUUUCUACGAGAGCUCAGAAAGAUCGAAGGGUCGUGA